Molecule: messenger RNA, 796 nt
Organism: Solanum tuberosum (potato)
Lineage: Eukaryota; Viridiplantae; Streptophyta; Magnoliopsida; Solanales; Solanaceae
Product: pathogen-related protein-like
Exons: 4
Coding region: 1-753 (250 amino acids)
Source: RefSeq, a predicted model, not a curated record
AUGGCUGGUGAGAAGGAAACAACUAAAGUGGCAAUUGAUAAGUAUAGGCGGUUCCUGCAUGAAGAUCAUGUUGCAGGUGCAGGAACUAUGGGGUGGAGACAUGGUAGCCCUCCAAUUUAUGACAGUGUUAAUAAUGUCUUUGACCAAGGAAGAACCAAGGUAUGGCCAGAAGGGUGUCUUGAAGAAACAAUACAAAAUUCUAUAAAGACAUUUGAAAUGGAGCUUAAAUACAAGACUUGCAUAAAGGACUUUAGGACCAUUAACCCUGAAAAAUUCAAGCUCUUUGUUAAUGGAAGAGAGGGACUGUCAGCAGAAGAGACACUAAAAGUUGGAGGUUACAAUGCGCUAUUGAAGAAUUCAUUGCCGAAUGAAUUCAAAUACCACAAAGAAGACCAAGAGACCUUUGAAUCGUCUCAUACUGCUUUUCGAUCAGCUUUUUCAAGAGGAUUCGCCUGGGAAGUGAUCAACGUGUAUACUGGCCCUCCUGUUGUGACAUACAAAUUCAGGCAUUGGGGUUUCUUUGAAGGACCAUUUAAAGGACAUGCCCCUACUGCUGAGAUGAUACAGUUCUAUGGCAUUGGCAUUAUGAAGGUAGAUAAAUCUCUAAGAGUAGAGGAAUUAGAGUUGUACUAUGAUCCAGCAGAACUUUUUGGUGGACUACUCAAGGGACCAAAAAUUUCUGAAUCUAACACUGAGCAUCAGGGCCAGGAUGAUAAUACCACCACUCAACAUUGCCCAUUCAACCACAACUAAUUAUGUCAAAUUUCAGUUCUACUUUCGAAAUAGUCAUGUUUUA